Psammomys obesus (fat sand rat) is the source of this 948-nucleotide messenger RNA. Its product is annotated as olfactory receptor 3A1. Bases 1 to 948 code for a protein of 315 amino acids. The record is from RefSeq and is a predicted model, not a curated record. The transcript has a single exon. Gene Ontology annotation, molecular function: G protein-coupled receptor activity; olfactory receptor activity. NCBI's taxonomy places the organism in Eukaryota, Metazoa, Chordata, Mammalia, Rodentia, Muridae. Gene Ontology annotation, biological process: G protein-coupled receptor signaling pathway. Gene Ontology annotation, cellular component: membrane.
AUGCAGCCAAAGGCUAGAGCCAAUGGGACAACUGUUACUGAGUUCAUCCUGUUGGGCUUGGUGGAGACACCAGAGCUGUGGCCAGUUGUCUUCAUACUCUUCCUCUUGGCUUACCUGCUCACAGUUGGGGGCAACCUCAGCAUCCUGGCCGCUGUCCUGGUGGAACCCAAACUCCACACCCCCAUGUACUUCUUCCUGGGGAAUCUGUCUGUGCUGGAUGUGGGGUGCAUCAGCGUCACCAUUCCCUCCAUGUUGGUUCGUCUCUUGUCCCACAAGCGUAUAGUUCCAUAUGGAGCCUGCCUCACACAGCUCUUCUUCUUCCAUCUCUUGGUUGGGGUUGACUGCUUCCUGUUGACAGCCAUGGCUUAUGACCGCUUCCUGGCCAUCUGCCAGCCCCUCACCUAUAGCACCCGCAUGAACCACACAGUCCAGAGGAUCUUGGUGGCCACAUCGUGGGCUUGUGCCUUCAGCAAUGCACUGACCCACACUGUGGCCAUAUCCACACUCAACUUCUGUGGCCCCAACGUGAUCAACCACUUCUACUGCGACCUUCCACAGCUCUUCCAGCUCUCCUGCUCCAGCACCCAGCUCAAUGAGCUGCUGCUUUUUGCAGUGGGUUUCAUAAUGGCAGGAACCCCCAUGGCACUCAUUGUCACCUCUUACAUCCACGUGGCAGCUGCAGUUCUGCGAAUCCGCUCUGCUGAGGGCAGGAAGAAAGCCUUUUCCACCUGUGGCUCUCACCUCAGUGUGGUUGCCAUAUUUUAUGGCUCAGGCAUCUUUAACUACAUGAGACUUGGUUCCAUCAAACUUUCAGAUAAGGAUAAAGCUGUUGGAAUCUUCAACACUGUCAUCAACCCCAUGCUGAACCCACUCAUCUACAGCCUCAGGAACCCUGACGUGCAGGCAGCUUUGUGGAGGGCUCUCACAGGGAGGAGGCCAGCAGCUUGA